AUGGAAGAAGUUAAAACAGAUUUUGAAGAUAGAUCAACUAAAAAGAUUAGAUUAGAAGAUGGAGAUGCUGUUACUGUUGCCGUUUCAAAUGAUAACAAUGAAGAUAAAAUAGAUAAAAUAGAUACAACUACAACUACAGAUAAAAGUGAGGAUUCAACUGUUACAGCUACAGACGAUUCAUUGAAACCAAAGGAUUGUGUUGCUACAGAGAGUAAAAAAGUGAAUUUAGUCGUCUUUGGUCUACCAAAGUUUAUGGAUAACACCAAAUUCCAGAAAUUAUUAAAGAAAAACGAUACUAUUGUUGUAAAAGCUAAAAAGAUAUAUCGUGAAACAUUUGCAAUCGUUACAUUAGAGAAUGCAGAAUUGGCACAAUCAUUCACAGAGAAAUAUAAUAAUAUGGAGGUCGAAGGAUCAACUCUUGAAGUAAGAGAAAAACAAAGUCAAGCCGAAAGAGGUAAAGGCGCCAACGAUAAUAACAACAGCAAAAAAAGAGAUAGAAAUGGAAACAAUACAAACAACAAUAAUAACAAUAAUAACAAUAACAAUAGUGGUGGUAGUGGAUUAAAAUUGAUUGAAGAUAUUACAAAUCCAUGGCACAAAUUGGAAUACUCAGUACAAUUGGAAAAGAAAGAAGCAAAUGUAACAAAUGUAUUACGUGAUAUGACAUCUUCCAUUAGAAAGGAGUGUACAUCUCAACCUCAAUGGCUACAGGCACUGAAGGGACGUGUUGUCGCUUGUCCACUCGAAGAGAUUGUUCCAUCGCCAGAGACUUCACACUAUCGUAACAAGACAAGUUAUACUAUUGGUCGUUUGGAGGAUGGAAAUCCAUGCGUUGGUUUCGCACUUGGUCGUACCGGUAAUGGUGUCACUGUUGUCGGUGAUCCAACUCCAUGUCUUAUUAUUUCAGAGCGUUCAAACGCCAUCCGUUUGCACCUCCAAGAGUAUAUCCGCGCGCAUCCACGUCCACCAUUCGACAAGACCACACACACUGGAUUCUGGCGUCAGUUGAACGUGCGUGAUUUCACUACCGGCCAAACAAUGGCAACCGUACAGUUCAACCACCGUGGACUCUCAGAGGAGGAAAUCACCGGCGAGUGCAACCAACUGAUUGAGCUGUUUGCACGUGCCAAAGGAACCAAGGCAGAAGUUACCAGCUUGUCCGUCCAGCUCUACGAUGGCGUCUCCAAUGCCGCGCCAGUCGACUUGCCAGUCAAGAUAAUCGACGGACCGGAAACCAUCGUUGAGAAGCUGCUUGGCAAGGAAUUCCACGUGUCUUCGAACGCCUUUUUCCAGGUCAACAGCAAAGCUGCGGAAUCGCUGUUUUCCAAGGUCACCGAAUGGGCCGGUGUCAACGAGCGUAGCAUCGUUCUCGACGUCUGCUGCGGUACAGGAACAAUCGGCCAAUGCAUCUCAGACAAAGCCAGACACGUCUACGGUUUGGAGAUGGCACCGGAUGCCGUUGCCGAUGCUCGCGUCAACGCAGAGCGCAACGGAAUCAAGAAUAUCGACUACAUCGUUGGCAAGGCAGAGGAUACCACCGACAAGCUGUUGCAGAUGAUCCACCAGAACUACCGCGAUGCCAAAGACGGAGAGAUCAUUGGAAUCGUCGAUCCACCACGUGCCGGUCUCCACCAGAAUGUCAUCAAAUCGCUUCGUACGCUCGAGACCAUGAAGAAACUGGUGUACGUGUCGUGCAACCAAAACUCAUUGAUUGUAGAUGCCGCACGUCUCUGUAAAAGUAUAACCAACACCAUGAAAGGUACACCAUUCAGACCUGUCAAGGCAAUCGCUGUAGAUUUAUUCCCACACACCGAACACUGUGAAGUAGUUGUUUUAUUUGAAAGAAUUAACAUGGCUGAUACCACAACAAAAUCAACAUCAUCAACAACAUCAACAACAACAACAAAAGAAGAACCAAUAACAAACACAGAAUCAACAACCAAAAUAGAAACAACAACACCCAGCAAUGACAACCCAAUUUUACCAGAAAAAGAAGAAUAA
Messenger RNA from Heterostelium album PN500, 2001 nucleotides. RefSeq lists its product as uncharacterized. The transcript has 3 exons. Bases 1 to 2001 code for a protein of 666 amino acids. Gene Ontology annotation, molecular function: nucleic acid binding; RNA methyltransferase activity. The record is from RefSeq and is a predicted model, not a curated record. NCBI's taxonomy places the organism in Eukaryota, Evosea, Eumycetozoa, Acytosteliales, Acytosteliaceae. Gene Ontology annotation, biological process: RNA processing.